Molecule: messenger RNA, 759 nt
Organism: Temnothorax curvispinosus
Lineage: Eukaryota; Metazoa; Arthropoda; Insecta; Hymenoptera; Formicidae
Exons: 6
Coding region: 94-702 (202 amino acids)
Biological process (GO): detection of chemical stimulus involved in sensory perception of smell; sensory perception of smell
Cellular component (GO): plasma membrane
Molecular function (GO): olfactory receptor activity; odorant binding
Source: RefSeq, a predicted model, not a curated record
CCGCUGCUUGUGACAGAAUACUUUGUCGAUAAAAGAUACUUCUACUUGAUAUUUUUCCAUACAAAUGCAGCCUUUUUUAUUGGGUUAAUUGCAAUGAUAGGGACAGGAACAAUGUUCAUAGUUUACUUACAACAUGCAUGUGGAAUGUUUCAAAUUGCCUGUUAUCGUAUCGCACGUACAAUGACACUCGAAACUCUACGAAAAAACAGCUUUCAAAACGAAUAUUUGAUAUACAAGGGAUUAAUUUGUGCUGUGGAUAUGCAUCGCAAAGCUAUGAAAUUUUCUAACUCGACAAUAUCUAGAUUUAAAAUAAUGUUCGCCCUUUUGAUAAUAACCGGUGUAAUAUGCGGAAGUCUUAAUGUUUUUCUGAUUUUUCAGAUGACAUCCUUUGAAUGUGAUAUUGAAGAACUUUCAUUACGAUUAAUAUUUAUGAUGUAUCUCUUGUCUUACAUGUUUGUAGGCAACUAUAUUGCGCAAGAAAUUAUGGAUCAUAAUAAUAAUGUUUUUGUCACUGUGUACAACGGUCAGUGGUACGUAGCUCCGUUGCAAAUACAAAAAAUGAUACUGUUUCUCUUGCAAAGAGGUACCAAGGCGUUCACUAUGAAUAUUGCUGGACUGUUCGUGGGAUCAUUAGAAGGUGCUGCUACGUUGUUCAGUACUGGAUUAUCGUUUUUUACCGUUCUUUAUUCUGUGCGGAAUUGACCAAAAAAAUCAACUAAUAGUAAAAUAAUGAGAAAACUAGUGCAACUUACAUGUCAU